This is a messenger RNA of Ceutorhynchus assimilis (cabbage seed weevil), 621 nucleotides long. Lineage: Eukaryota; Metazoa; Arthropoda; Insecta; Coleoptera; Curculionidae. The record is from the annotation of a GenBank genome assembly.
AUGGAUUUAAACAUAAACAAAUAUUUAUUUUCAGGAGACAAUCAGGGUGUAAAAUUUCUUCGUCGCUUCAAACAGCUCCUAAACCCCGCACAAGUUUUCGAUCUCAUCUCAACAGGGCCCCGCCUAGGCUUGAGACUAUUCAGACAUUUCGAUCCAUUUCGAAUAUUAGUUUGUAGUGGAGACGGAUCUGUUGGAUGGGUUCUUUCUGAAAUCGAUAAACUAGACAUGCACAGACAAUGUCAAGUGGCGGUUCUGCCACUAGGAACCGGUAAUGACCUAGCACGAGUAUUAGGAUGGGGUGCUAGUUGCGACUCGGAUGCACACUUGCCUCAACUUCUCGAAAAAUAUGAGAGAGCUAGUGUUAAAAUGUUAGACAGGUGGAGCGUGAUGGCAUUCGAAAGAACAAUUGCGGUACCUAAACUGUCUCUCACACCUGGACAGCCCGAAGGCCAGUUACAUAUCCAGAUAAUCCAAUACGAAGAGAGUCUUAAAGGACAUUUGCAAAACAUUCUUCAGUCAGAUGAAACGUCUUUGAUAAUCAAUUCGGCAAAGCAUGGCGAAGCCCUUCCGGCAGAAGCCAUUUCCAGUGCUCACUUAUUUUAUGACUGGAGAAAUUCAUAA